AUGCCGCAGAACAACUACAUCGAGCGGCACAUCAAGCUGCACGGUCGGCGCCUAGACCACGAAGAGCGAGAGAAGUGCUGAGAAGUGAGACGCAGACGCAAGAGACUUGCCCGACUGCCGCACACGGUAAGCAAGCAAUGCCGCGCAGCGCGCGGCAUCAAGGCGAAACUGCUGAACCGCAAGCGCUUUGUCGAGAAGAUCGAGGCGCGCAAGAAGUUGCGCCUGAGCACUGUACGCGAGAAGCAAGAGGUCGCAGCCAAUGACGAAGAAGCGCUGCCCACAUAUCUGAUGGACCGCGCCGAAGUCAACAGCUCGAAGGUACUCACGAACAUGAUCCGCCAAAAGCGCAAAGAGAAAGCCGGCAAAUGGGUCGUGCCAAUUCCGAAAGUGAAGGCGUUGACCGAAGCAGAGAUGUUUGGCGUUGUCACGUCCGGAAAACGCCAAAAAAAGGCGUGGAAGCGCAUCUUGCGCAAGGUGACCUUUCUGGGGGACGACUACACGCGCAAGAUCCCGAAGCUCGAGAAAUACAUUCGGCCGAUGGGGUUGCGCAUGAAGAAAGCAAACGUGACGCAUCCACAGUUGAAAACGACUUUUUUGUGCGACAUCGUUUCGGUAAAGAAGAACCCGCAGUCUGUGCUGUACACGAACCUUGGCGCGAUCACGAAGGGCACGAUCAUCGAGGUCGACGUUUCAGACCUCGGUCUCGUUACACAGUCCGGCAAAGUGCUGUGGGCGAAGUACGCGCAGGUGACAAACGAGCCUGACAUGGACGGCUGCAUAAAUGCAGUGCUCUUGACGUAG
Messenger RNA from Dermatophagoides pteronyssinus (European house dust mite), 801 nucleotides. RefSeq names its product ribosome biogenesis protein NSA2 homolog. Lineage: Eukaryota; Metazoa; Arthropoda; Arachnida; Sarcoptiformes; Pyroglyphidae. The record is from RefSeq and is a predicted model, not a curated record.